AAUAGAUUGGUCGAUUAUUUUUAAUCUAGGUCUGACGUAUUCUAUAGGUGAGUUAAAUAGCACGUAAUUAUAAUUGAUCAUUAAUACGUAGCUGGCUAACUGCGAUCUUACCGGCGAUACAUUAGGUGCGUAUAGUUGCUCUUAGGUGUUUGGAUCUGAGUGGGAGCCAUGGGAGUGCACGGGCUGUGGAAGCUGCUCGAAAGCACGGGGAAGCCCAUCAACCCCGAGACACUCGAGGGCAAGAUCUUGGCUGUCGACAUCAGCAUCUGGUUGAACCAGGCUUUGAAGGGGGUCAGGGACAGGGACGGGAACAGUGUGCAGAACGCUCAUCUCCUCACACUUUUUCACCGCCUCUGUAAACUGCUGUUUUUUCGGAUCAAACCAAUCUUCGUCUUCGAUGGAAAAGCACCUCUGCUCAAGAAACAGACACUGGCUGUCAGAAGACAGAAGAAGGAGGAGAAGACCCUGGAGUCCAAACAAACCAACGAGAAACUCCUUAAGACCUUCCUUAAGAGACAGGCCAUAAAAGCUGCUCUGGGAGAUAGGAGUCAGGAGUCUCUCCCCAGUCUGUCUUCAGUGAGGAGGGAGGAGGUGGAUGACCUGUAUGUACUACCUGCUCUGCCGUCCCUGCAGGAGAGAGAGAAGAGCAGCUCAGAGGAGGAGGAGGAAUUGGAGGAGCAGCUCCAUCACAGCUACCAGGGGGAUGUCUAUGAAGAUCCCAACUCUGUAGAUAUCAACUCUGAGGAGUUUGCUGCCAUGCCUCCGGAGGUGAAACAUGAGAUCCUGAAAGACAUGAAGGAGUUCAGCAAGAGAAGACGUACCAUGUACCACACACCUCCUGAGCGUUCAGGGGAUUUCUCCCAGUACCAGCUCGCAGGGCUGCUGCAGAGGAACAAACUGAACGUGCGCCUGGAGGGGGUGGAGAGAGAGAUGUCCAACCGCAGCGCAGGGAAUGCCCCGGGGGCAGAGCUCUACAGCCAGAAGGAGGGGCACAGCGUGGAGACACGACGCCUCCUCUCGGAAGACUCCACCCACUACAUCCUCAUCAAAGGUCCUAAGAAGCCAGACAAGAGUGAGCGUGUUCCAGACAACCAGGCAGCCGCCUCCCCUUGGUCUGGUGGGCCCCUGUCGGAGAGGGGGAGGACAGGAGGAGCAGGGAGGAGACCUGAGCCCCUUUGGAGACCCAUCUCUGAGGAGGAGAGCCAGGAGGAGGAGGCACCCCGCUCACCAACUCAACCCCAGACCUCUCAAACCAGCCCUAAGGACGCAGCACCCCCCUCUCCCCGGACGUUAAAAGCCAUCCAGGCUGCCAUGGAGGACAGCUUUUCGGAUGAGGACGGGGUCCCCCGGGGCAGGGGUGAUAGUGGGGGGGGGCAGGGGGGUCGGGGAGUCUCCCCUCGAACCCUCCUGGCCAUCCAGACUGCCAUGACAGAGGAGGCCAUGCCCCCUUCUGCCCUCCAGAUCCGCAGUUCUCCUGGGACACCCCAUCCUACCAGCCCCCAGCCUUCACAAUUGGCCUUCAUCAACAGAUCAGAGGAGGAGCCUGGAGGUAUGGACGCCCCCUUGAGGUCACUUCUAGCCAAUGAGGACAUUCAUCAGGUAAAGAUGGAGGAGGUGCAACAGCCGUGCCGUCCCCCCAGCUUUCCUGGCCCUCCUGCAGACAUCCUGAUUCUCAGUGAGGAGGAGGUAGACCAUGGCGGGAGAAGCACAGUGGAGCUUGAGGAGGUACCGAGGAGGAGCAGAGUUGAGCUUGAGGAGGUGCAGAGGAGAAGCAGAGAGGAGCUGGAGGAGGUUCAGAGGAGGAGCAAAGAGGAGCUAGAGGAGGCCAUCAACCUAAGGAACAGGGCCUUCCACUCUGCAGUAGGUCAGACAGAAGGUUUGGGUCAAGGUCAGGAAGUUCACACAUCAGCCCUGGGUCUGGAUGGAGAGGAGGACAUGGCGAGAAGUCUGCUGUCUGUGCCUGAACUGGAUGUCAUCAUCCCUUCAUCACUGGAGGAGAGGAACUCAGAGAUGGUGAAGAUGGAAGACAGUGAGGAGAGCGAUUCAGAGAGUUUCAUUGAUGUGCCGGAGGAGGAGCUUAAGGAGGAGGAGACGUGUGAUUCACUAAUGGAGGUGAGGGGUGGAGCUCCUCCUGAUGAGGUACAUGAAAAGGUGGCAAAGGAUGAGGAGGAGAAGAAAGGUCUGGAAGAGGCAGUCAGUAGCGGUGCUGUCCAACUAGAAGAGGAAGAUGUGGAGACUGAUGAAGAGGAGAGCCAACCUUCUUCACAGUCCAGCCUUGCUCUCGCUCCACCUCCAGCACCCAAUGAGUGGGAGGAUAUCAACAUGGAGGAGCUGUUGGUGCUAGAGAGACAUCUGGAGGAGCAGCAGUCCAGCCUGAGAGAGCAGAAGCAGCAGCAGGAACGCGUGGCCGCCAACGUUACGGGACAGAUGUGUCUGGAGAGCCAGGAGCUGCUCCGGUUAUUUGGGGUUCCGUUCCUGGUGGCCCCCAGCGAGGCUGAGGCGCAGUGUGCUGCCCUGGACCGGACUGAUCAGACCCAUGGAACCAUCACCGACGACAGUGAUGUCUGGCUGUUUGGCGGACGACACGUCUACAAGAACUUCUUCAGCCAGAACAAAUACAUAGAACACUACCAGUACAUAGACCUGCAGAACCAACUGGGCGUGGACCGUACCAAGUUGAUCAACCUGGCCUACCUGCUGGGAAGCGACUACACUGAAGGGGUCCAGGGGGUGGGCUAUGUCACUGGCAUGGAGAUCCUCAACGAGUUCCCUGGACCAGGCAUGGAACCCCUAAGGCAGUUCAGUGAGUGGUGGUCCUUGGCCCAGGAAAACAAGCGGUUAACCUCUGACCCCCGUGACUCCAAGGUCAAGAAGAAGCUGAGAGGUCUCCGGCUGCAGGCAGGGUUCCCCAAUCCUGCCGUGGCCACCGCCUACCUGGAGCCGGCCGUCGACCUAUCAGAGGGCUCCUUUAGCUGGGGCCGCCCACACGUGGACCUGAUCAAGGAUUUCUGUGAGAGUCGUUUUGGUUGGAACAGCAGGAAGACAGAGGAGACCCUCCAACCUGUUAUCAAACAGCUAAAUACACAACAGUCUCAGCUGCGCAUCGACUCGUUCUUCCGUGUGGAGCAGCAGGAGAGACAGGCUAUCAGGAGCCAGCGCCUCCGCAGGGUCGUCACCUGUCUGAAGAGGAAAGAGAGGGAGGAUGGAGGGGGAGAAGGGCAGGAGGAGGACCACGAAGAACAGGAGGAAGGGAUUUCCUCCCCAUCCAAGGCUAAGAAAGGAAGGUCUGCUGAGCAGAGAAAGGAAGUGGCAGCAGUGGGGGCAGGGUUUUUUUUUAGCAGCAGGGGUCACUGAACCUGUUCAGUGGGAUGUGGGAGGCACCAGCCAGGUGGUGGGAGGGGACAGCCAGGUGGUGGGAGGGGACAGCCAGGUGGUGGGAGGGGACAGCCAGGUGGUGGGAGGGGACAGCCAAAAAGGGAAAGUACUGGGAGUGGCCAGCAAGGAGAAGGAAGUGCGGCCUUCUAAUGAAGGUGUCAGUCAACCUAGUAACCUCCAACAGAGGGCGGGGCUAACCAGCAGUGGCAGCAGUUCUGGGGAUGACAGUGAUGCUGACAGCAGAGUCACCAUGGUUACAGCCCGGUCAGUGUUCGAGGGCAAACCAAGGCCCGGGAGGAGGGGGAGGAGAGGUGCGGGGAGGGGCAGGGGAAGAGGGAAAAAAGACGUAUAGGAACUUUUUUUAUUUAACUGUUUGGUGAUGUCAUCGGGGGGAAAUACUCUACAUGAAACCAUGGUGAUACUAUUCUGAAUUAUGAGUUUUUGAAUGUUAGUGGUGCUAUAACCCAUUAAUUUAAAUUAAAAUAUAAAAAAAAAAAAAAUGGUUUUGAAUAUUUAGAUAAUGACAUGAAUUAAUAUUUAUUAAUGUUUUGAACAAUAAAAAAACCUUUUUGUAUUA
Molecule: messenger RNA, 3952 nt
Organism: Esox lucius (northern pike)
Lineage: Eukaryota; Metazoa; Chordata; Actinopteri; Esociformes; Esocidae
Gene: ercc5
Product: excision repair cross-complementation group 5
Exons: 13
Coding region: 169-3354 (1061 amino acids)
Biological process (GO): nucleotide-excision repair
Cellular component (GO): nucleus
Molecular function (GO): DNA endonuclease activity; single-stranded DNA binding
Source: RefSeq, a predicted model, not a curated record